Dendrobium catenatum is the source of this 1626-nucleotide messenger RNA. RefSeq names its product heavy metal-associated isoprenylated plant protein 37. Lineage: Eukaryota; Viridiplantae; Streptophyta; Magnoliopsida; Asparagales; Orchidaceae. Bases 255 to 1415 code for a protein of 386 amino acids. The transcript has 3 exons. Gene Ontology annotation, molecular function: metal ion binding. The record is from RefSeq and is a predicted model, not a curated record.
GAGUCGCUAAGGGUGUAAAUAACAAAUACUCCUGGCGUGGUACAUAGGAACACAAACCCGUAGCUCUGCGAGAAACAGAUAUAAAUGGAGAGGUAAGGGAGGAGCUAAAAUGGAGGAUAAGUGAGGCGAGGAGUGCAAACUACUCUGUUGUAAAAGCCUUUCAUAAAAACCUUUAUAUAAUUAUCUGGAAGUCAGUAUCUGUUCGCUCAUCUUGGAACGAGCUCCUCUUCUUAGGCCCCUUUGCGACAGGAGAAAUGACUAAAUCAGAAGACUUCAAGCUGCUCAAGAUCCAGACUAUUGUACUUAAGGUGAACAUCCACUGUGAUGGCUGCAAGCACAAAGUGAGAAAACUCCUCCAGAGAAUUGAAGGGGUCUAUACAGUAAGCAUAAAUGUAGAAAACCAGAAGGUCACUGUCUCAGGAAAUGUGGACUCUGGUACAUUGAUCAAGAAACUAGCUAGAUCAGGUAAGCAUGCGGAGCUUUGUUCUCAGAAACCCAAUAACCAAAUCCAAAAGAUCAACAACCAAAACCAACAACAGAAAGUUUCUAACCCCAUCAAAGAAGCCAACAAGAACAACAAGGAACAUGGAAAACAAGGGCUCAUGCAAGGCCUCAAAGAUUUUAAAAACCAACACAGCCUUCCUGCAGCUUUUAGUUCCGAUGAUGAUGAUGAUUUCGAUGAUGAUGAUGAUUUUUAUGAUGAUGAUGAUGGGGAUGAGGGAGAGGCCCCGUUUAUGGAGAAGUUAAAACAACUUAAUUUAAUGAAGCAAGCGAACAAUACAGCAGCAGAAGCAGCUAGUAGUGUGAAGAAAAAUGGAAAUGGAAGUGGGAAUGUGAAUGGAAACAAUGGAGGGGGAAAGAAGAAAGCUGGAAUUAACCCAAAUCAAAAGAUUCCAAAUGCUCCACAGCCCAAAGGCAUCAAUUCACAGGCUAACAUGAACCCAAAGAUGGGAAAUCCUGCUGCCCACUUGCUUGGUGGGAACCCAGUAAAUGGAGAUUUAAAGAGAAUGGCUAUGAUAAACAACCACAAUGGCAUGAUGGGCAUGGGAUUUCAAGGCAUAGGGAACAACAACAUGCAAGUUAGAAACAACAACAUCAAUGGAUUUGGCCUCAAUCAGCAUCAGCAAACUCCCAUGAUGGGGGGAAUGCAUGGCCAUCAACCAUCACCCAUGAUGAUGAACACGAGAGGACCCUGCAACAACAAUGGUAUGAUGAUGAUGGGUCAUGAUAAUAGAUACAUGCAAUUUCAACAGCCUCAAAUGAUGUACAACAAGUCUCCUCAGAUCACGCCUUAUACUGGAUACUACUACCAGUCUUACCCAAGCCCUUAUUAUAUCCAAAACCAGAAAGAGGUAAGUGAUUUUGGUGUUCAUCUAUUCAACGAUGAGAACACUAGCAGUUGUGCCAUCAUGUAAUAAAGGAUUUCAAGGGCUUUCUUAUGCUUUCUUUAAGGGCUUGUCUUUCAGUUUGUAGGGCACUUUCUUCUGUUAUUUUAUUUUGUUUGUUGUAAGUGUGGUGAUGUCUAUUAUGUGAAGCAGUGAUUAAUAUCAAAAUAUUCAUUGACUUCAUCUUUAUAUUUUUUAUAAUUUGUUUGGGCCUCAAAUUAUGAGUGCCCAUGUGCAUCCA